UUCUGUCUUGUCGUAAAAUAAAAAAAUGGAAAAAAUGUUGAAAUUAAUGUUUGGAGACGUUAGGCACAUUUUAAUAAUGAUUUCCUCUAUAAAUCACUCUGUAUCCGCCACACACUCUCCUCCACACAAAAGAAGAAAGACGAAAAAAAGCUCACAACUUUCAACUUUAUAGAGAGAGAGAGAGGAAAACCCUAGAAAGAAAGGGGAAGAGAGAACAAUGGAAGGCAAAGAAGAAGAUGUGAGAGUCGGAGCUAACAAGUUCCCGGAGAGGCAGCCGAUCGGGACAUCGGCACAGUCGGACAAGGACUACAAAGAGCCACCGCCUGCGCCACUGUUCGAGCCCGGAGAGCUGAGCUCGUGGUCCUUCUGGAGAGCCGGAAUCGCCGAGUUCAUAGCUACUUUCCUCUUCCUUUACAUCACAGUACUGACUGUAAUGGGAGUCAAGAGAGCACCAAACAUGUGUGCCUCUGUUGGAAUCCAAGGCAUCGCUUGGGCUUUUGGUGGCAUGAUCUUCGCUCUUGUCUACUGUACUGCUGGAAUUUCUGGUGGACACAUCAACCCUGCGGUAACAUUCGGUCUGUUCUUGGCACGGAAGUUGUCUCUGACCAGAGCAGUUUACUACAUCAUCAUGCAAUGUCUCGGAGCCAUCUGCGGCGCCGGAGUCGUCAAGGGUUUCCAGCCAACGCCGUACCAGACUCUCGGUGGCGGUGCCAACACCGUCGCUCACGGGUACACCAAGGGAUCUGGUCUCGGUGCUGAAAUCAUCGGAACCUUCGUUCUCGUCUACACGGUCUUCUCCGCCACUGACGCCAAGAGAAGCGCCCGUGACUCUCACGUCCCGAUAUUGGCGCCACUACCAAUCGGGUUUGCAGUGUUCUUGGUACACCUGGCGACAAUUCCGAUAACCGGAACCGGAAUCAACCCAGCUAGAAGCCUUGGAGCCGCCAUUAUCUACAACAAGGACCACUCCUGGGACGACCAUUGGAUUUUCUGGGUUGGACCAUUUAUUGGAGCAGCUCUAGCAGCACUCUAUCACCAGCUUGUCAUCAGAGCCAUUCCUUUCAAGAGCAAGAGCUGAACGAUGAGCAAGAUCCCACGGUCCGGAUUUGUUCUUUAGCGUCGUGUAUUAUCGUUGCUUAUUAUAUCUCUCUAGCUGUUUGUUUCGCAAUGUAUUUACUACUACUCUCCUUAUAUGUAUUUGAGAUUUUGUGGAUUUUUAAUGAGUCAGACCUAAGAACCCUAGUUUGUUCUAAUGUUGUUCAAUUGUUUCCUUGCUAUUUGCUUGCAUCACAAAGUGAUUUUCGUUUGCCUGUUCGUUUUUCCUUCUUCCAACAGUAACACAGAAUUACGAUUUCCUUUUCUUCAGCAGUAUGUAUAUAUCAUAUUUGUUCUUAGUGUAUGUUAAAUGGUCUCCUAUUACAGAAUUUUGGCCCUUUUGUGAGCGAUAAGGAGGCCCAUUAAGCUCGGAGACUGUUUAAUUAGUUAAGUGGCCGCGUUUUUUAACAUAAAUAAACUACCAG
This is a messenger RNA of Thlaspi arvense, 1520 nucleotides long. NCBI's taxonomy places the organism in Eukaryota, Viridiplantae, Streptophyta, Magnoliopsida, Brassicales, Brassicaceae. The record is from the annotation of a GenBank genome assembly.